AUGAUCACCACCGAGGAACUCAAAUCAUUCCAUGCAAUAGAUAGAGAGAUCUUCAGCAGGCUGGUCAUCAAUCUCCGGCGAGACGUCGCCGUAUCAAUGCGUGUGAUUGCAUUCUGGAUAUGGCUGGAAGAGUUGGGAUACCCCAACAUAAUCUUGAAGAUGAUUUCUGCAGUUCAAGCCAUCACGAAGACGGUUAACGAUGUCUUGGCAAGAGCUUUUGAGGAUAUCGCGCAGCAGGCAAGGGCAAGUGGGUCGUCUGGUUCUGGUCGAAAUGUGGUUGCUGGAGAGUCAAGCUUGAAUCCCCGCGCCCAACCAUGGAAACCCAACGCUCAGGUCUCUCAUGACGAUCGAACCAUAUUUAUUACAUUCUCCCGCGGAUACCCAGUUGGCGAAAGUGAAAUUAGGGGAUACUUCAUCAGACGGUUUGGUGAGUGUGUGGAGGCCAUCCACAUGCAGGAAGUGGCUGUGAACGUCCAACCUCUAUACGCGAGAAUGGUGCUGCGAUCAGCUUCGACAAUGGCACGAAUUCUGGAGGGGAGAGAGAGGGCAAAGUAUGUAAUCAAUGGAAAGCAUGUUUGGAUUAGGCGUUUUGUACCCAGACAGCAGAUGCGCUCUUCCCUGCGCCCAUGA
Molecule: messenger RNA, 630 nt
Organism: Nelumbo nucifera (sacred lotus)
Lineage: Eukaryota; Viridiplantae; Streptophyta; Magnoliopsida; Proteales; Nelumbonaceae
Source: RefSeq, a predicted model, not a curated record